AUGUAUAAAGUCUUUUCCAGAGUGAAGACUCCACAGUGGGCCAGGAGGAGAUCCGGACAUGCAGGGGGCUCUGUGCUUCAGCUCCACCGACCGACUGAUAGGUUAUGUCAGGAGGCAGCGAUGAAGGAGCUGCGAGUCCAGAUGCCCUCGUGUAACGUCACACCUGAGACGUACCAGGGUAUGAGUAAGGAGCGGAUGCUGGAGAUCAGGAAGAUGAACUGUAAUGGCAUGACAAUGAAGGUGACGUACUACAAGAAGCCACUUUUUAUCCAUCAGGGUUUCAUGCAGUGGCUGUGGGACGUGGACGGCUCGCGCUAUCUCGACAUGUUUGCGGGGAUCGCCACCAUCAGCCUGGGACACUGCCAUCCGAACGUGACGAAAGCUGCCCAUGAGCAGCUGCAGCAUCUUUGGCACACCUCAGCUAUUUAUGUUUAUCCUCAGAUCCAAGAAUACACAGAGAAACUCGUCUCACAUCUGCCUGAACCUCUGAAAGUAGUGUAUCUGAUAAACAGUGGCUCGGAGGCCAAUGAUCUGGCCCUGCUGAUGGCGAGAUUACACACAGGGAACUUUGAUGCUAUCACUCUGAGAGGUUCCUAUCAUGGCGGAAGUCCACUAGCAAUGGGUCUGACCUCUAACACGGUGUAUAAAUACCCGGUGGCCUCCAGUCUGGGCUGCUAUAAUACCAUGUGUCCUGAUGUGUUCAGGGGGCCGUGGGGUGGGAAACACUGCAGAGAUUCACCUGUUCAGACGAUCAGAGAGUGCAGCUGCUCUCCUGAUCAGUGUCGGGCCAACGACAGGUACAUCGAGCAGCUGAAGGAGGUUUUCAGUACGAGCGUACCCGAUCGCAUCGCCGCGUUCUUCGCAGAACCCAUUCAGGGAUUAGGGGGAAUAGUCCAGUAUCCGAAGAACUUCCUGAAAGAUGCCUACAAGCUCGUGAGAGAGAAAGGUGGAGUUUGCAUCGCUGAUGAGGUUCAGACCGGUUUCGGACGCACAGGAAGUCACUUGUGGGGUUUUCAGGCGCAUGAUGUUGUUCCAGACAUCGUGACAUUGGCUAAAGGAAUCGCUAACGGGUUUCCCAUGGGUGCUGUGGUCACGAGCGAGGAAAUCGCUCGACCCUUCGCUAACGGUCUCCACUUCAACACGUUUGGUGGAAACCCUCUCGCCUGCAGCAUCGCCUCGGCUGUGCUGGACACGAUUAAAGAGGAACAGAUCCAGGAGAACUGUGCCGCAGUGGGAACACACCUGCUGAAGGAACUCUCCAAACUGCGAGAGAAAUACGAGAUCGUCGGAGACGUGCGAGGGAAAGGACUGCACAUCGGCGUGGAGAUGGUUAAAGACAAAGCGAGUCGAGAUCCUCUUCCUGUCGAGGCCAUGAUUGAGAUUAUGGAGGACACGAAGGACAUGGGCGUGCUGAUCGGCAGAGGCGGGAUUUACGGGCAGACGUUCCGGAUCCAGCCGCCGAUGUGUGUCAGUAAAGACGAUGCUGAUUUCUUCCUCGCCGUGUUCGAUCAGGCCCUGCACAACUACACGGAGAGGAGAUGAGACGCAAACAGCACCGAGCCUGACACACUGGUUCUGUUCCAAAUCAGCCUUUAAUUCACUAAUCAGCACUCAGUUAGUCUGGGUUUCAAAUCCAACAGGAUCUCACAGACCGGUUCUGUUCCAGAUCGCCCCUCAUCUGCUCUUCUCUUCCCCCUACAGAGGACGGAUCAGCACUGGAUCUUACAGCUCGGCCUGGAUCCGUUCCAAACCAGCCCUCAACUCACACUUUCUCAAAAGGAGGAUGCUGCACCACUAGAACUUUCUAGGGCUCCUUCAAAUCCACUACUGACCACUUUCCCUGUCCACUAGAGCACUGUAGCGUCAAGUCUUCCAGCUUGGCCUCGUCCCAAAUCACUAUGCCAUACAGACAUAUAGUAUAGGAGCUCAUCUGUUUGUCUCUCUCUCUCUCUCUCUUUAAAUAUUUUUUCAUUCUAACACUGUAUAUUUUGGGUUUUGUUUCUGUAUUUGCCUGAAGGUUGU
Molecule: messenger RNA, 2022 nt
Organism: Neoarius graeffei (lesser salmon catfish)
Lineage: Eukaryota; Metazoa; Chordata; Actinopteri; Siluriformes; Ariidae
Gene: agxt2
Product: alanine--glyoxylate aminotransferase 2
Exons: 14
Coding region: 1-1542 (513 amino acids)
Biological process (GO): glyoxylate catabolic process
Cellular component (GO): mitochondrion
Molecular function (GO): L-alanine:glyoxylate transaminase activity; pyridoxal phosphate binding
Source: RefSeq, a predicted model, not a curated record